Molecule: messenger RNA, 2616 nt
Organism: Closterium sp. NIES-65
Lineage: Eukaryota; Viridiplantae; Streptophyta; Zygnematophyceae; Desmidiales; Closteriaceae
Source: the annotation of a GenBank genome assembly
AUGGAUGCGGUGAGUGGCAAAACCAGCAGCGGGGUGGGUUCUAAGAGAGGGCGCAUGUCAGAUUUCUAUGGGGCGGAGGGGUCAGUUGCUAGGCGUGUGGCGGAUGAUGCCAUAUGUCUUUAUUUCGCAGCAUUGGGCGUUCCCGAAAACCAAGCCGACAACCCUCUUUUCCGCAACAUGAUAAGGGCAGUUGCAGCAGCGGGUGGUAGCUAUGUCCCUCCGAAGAGAAAGUACGUGGGCGGGGCUGGACUGCAGCGGACUCGUAAAAGGAUUGAGGAGGGGUUGGAUUCCGUGGUUAUGAAGUGGCCAGAGAAAGGUGUCACCAUCGCUAGUGACAUGAUGAGUGACAGGAAUGGGCGUGCGCAGGCGAAUUUCCUUUGCGUCAACGAAGAUGGAGCUGUGUUUAUGGAGAGUGUUGACUGCGGGAUGGAGCGGAAAACAGGCGGUUGCAUUGCUAGCCUCAUCCGGCCAGUCAUAAUGAAGGUGGGGUCGGAAAAUGUCGUUGCACUAUGCAUGGAUGGAGCGAGCAACUACGCAGCCGCGACCCAAGAGAUUGUGAAGGAACGGCCGCACAUUGAGAUUGUGAAGGAACGGCCGCACAUUGAGAUUGUGAAGGAACGGCCGCACAUUGAGAUUGUGAAGGAACGGCCGCACAUUGAAAUUGUGAAGGAACGGCCGCACAUUGAAAUUGUGAAGGAACGGCCGCACAUUGAAAUUGUGAAGGAACGGCACAUUGAGAUUGUGAAGGAACGGCCGCACAUUGAGAUUGUGAAGGAACGGCCGCACAUUGAGAUUGUGAAGGAACGGCCCCACAUUGAGAUUGUGAAGGAAAGGCCGCACAUUGACAUUGUGAAGGAACGGCCGCACAUUGAGAUUGUGAAGGAACGGCCGCACAUUGAAAUUGUGAAGGAACGGCCGCACAUUGAAAUUGUGAAGGAACGGCCGCACAUUGAGAUUGUGAAGGAACGGCCCCACAUUGAGAUUGUGAAGGAACGGCUGCACAUUGAAAUUGUGAAGGAACGGCCGCAAAUUGAGAUUGUGAAGGAACGGCCGCACAUUGAGAUUGUGAAGGAACGGCCGCACAUUGAGAUUGUGAAGGAACGGCCGCACAUUGAGAUUGUGAAGGAACGGCCGCACAUUGAGAUUGUGAAGGAACGGCCGCACAUUGAAAUUGUGAAGGAACGGCUACAGUAUACCCUCUUGGGUGACCAUCACGAACGUCUCGUGGAUGCUGAGUGGGACCGUGCAACAAAGAAUUCGUCGCUCCCUGCGGAUGGUGCUUAUGUCGUUCAACCUGGACCCUCCAAGCCUCAUUCCAGCACCUCUACCACUUCCUGCCGCUAUUGCAAGGCUGCUGGUCACGCCAUCACCACUUGCCCUCAACUCGAAAAGAAGAAGCGCAGGCAGCAACUACAGCAACAGCACCAAUCGCCAUACCUGCCGCAGUCUACAUACCAGCCACAGUCGCAACCGUACCAGCCCCAACAGCCACAGCAGAUGCCGUUCCGUUCCCUCUCUCAAAGCUCGCCCAACAAGGCAGCUGCACACACCGCCCUCCCACCUCUGGCAUAUCCUGCCCACCUGGCCCAGCCUCUCCUUCCCUCUCCUACCUCUGACGUUACCUCACCAGCACUCGCGGCUUCUCAUUUGUCAUCCACGCCACUGUCAUCUUCGAUUGAUUCUCGCUAUGCCGAUGUCGCCGCCGCGCACUUACUCCCUACCUCUUGGCUGCCGUCCCUCCCAUCGCUACUACUCCUCAUCUCCUUUCUCCUCUGCCUUUUCUCCAUCCUGCUCCAGUGGCCUCUCGCCUCCGUCCUCACCAGCUCUCCUUCUUCCUCCUCCUGGCUCCUUGACUCCGGCGCAUCCUCGCAUCUCUGCAAUGAUCCUCAUCUAUUUUCCUCCCUUCGUCAACCAUUUCCUGGUAGUGGCGUCCGGUUUGGUGGUGGGGAGCAGUACCCUGCCCACGGCAUUGGGGACAUUUUUGUCUACGCCCGUCACAACAACCAUACCCAUCCUAUCACCCUGAAGGAUGUCCUAUACAUUCCCCAGACUGUUCAUAAUAUCAUCUCUGUUCAUCAGCGGCCGGACGUCACCCGUUUUCGCAUGUUUGGAUGCCCUGUCUCCGUGCUUCUACCUACUUUUUAUCGAGAAUCCAAGUUACAUGACCGCAGUGCUCCCGGCAUCUUCCUCGGCUAUGGUCUCCUUGAUGGAUACAAAGCAUAUCGCGCUUAUAUCCCCUCCAUCCGCCGGGUUGUCUACUCUCGGGAUGUCACAUUCCUUGAAACCUCCCCCUCAAUCAACUCCCCCUCACCCGCCACCACCUCUACCAUCACCCCCUAUUCCCGCACCUGUCACUUUGUCACUUCACCCGCCUUCCCAACCUACCUCCUCACCAGACCCUAUCAAUCCUCCUCCGCUGCCUGCUACACACGCAGAAACCUCUCCCUCUGCUACUCCGUCUGCACCUCUCUUUCCCACACUCCCCACCCCUCCCUUCCAGCCUUUCACCCUUCCCACUUCCCUUCAGAAGCCAGCCUCCACACCUACUUCCUCACCUCUUCUAUUUCCUCCUCUUCCAACCCCGACUGCCCAAGACUUUCUGCUCAACUUCUCUGA